Molecule: messenger RNA, 3135 nt
Organism: Penicillium verrucosum
Lineage: Eukaryota; Fungi; Ascomycota; Eurotiomycetes; Eurotiales; Aspergillaceae
Exons: 1
Coding region: 1-3135 (1044 amino acids)
Molecular function (GO): helicase activity
Source: RefSeq, a predicted model, not a curated record
AUGGAGUCCGCCAACAUCCCCGAUUUCUUCCGCCGUUCUUUUGGGGCCGAUUACCCCAAGGAGCUGCACGAACAAAUCAAGAGAAACCGUCAUUGCACGGUUUGCAUCGGUGACAAUAACGAAUAUAUCCGUGCUACAAUGAAAGUCCGCUUGGACUCCCAGCAACCAUGGCUGGAUGUUCAAAUUGGCAAGGCACAUGUCGUUUUCCCCGUCACGCGGACAGAUAUGAAGUUGGUCAUCAAGGGUACCUCUCGCGAGUACGAUGCCUUCAUUCAAUCACGCCAGAAGAACGCAACUGAGGACAAGAAAGAUUACCAAGCGUGCUUUUUUGAGUUGAGCCCGCCUGCUAUCCCUGUGUUCGCUGGCCCGUUCUGGGAAUUGAACGAGGACCAAUCCGCGCGAUGGAGCAAGCUCCAGGCUGUUGAGUGGCCUGGCAAGAAGGUUUACAUCUGGACUGCAUUCCCUAACAACUGCUAUGAUGCAUUCCGGAACAUACAGACCCACAUGGCAAAGCUAGUACAGCUUGUCCGCAAGAACGUCCGCACCGAUGGUAAACCGCGAUCAUUCUGGUACGCCGAACAGAACCCCAUUCCCGAAGGGCAAAGGGCGCCACGCAGGCCCAAGAUGCCCUGGCUCUUCGAUUCAGAUGGCCGGUACCAUGCCUGGGACACCCCUGUCAGCUUCUUCCUGGAUGAGCAGGAAUAUCGCUCGCGACUGGUGGAAGCGGCAAUCGUGGAACAACACGUUCAGUGGGCCACGUACGAUAAUGUUUUCCGUGAGGAGAAGCCUCACGACGUCAUCCUCGAGCUUGCUGAGACAAAAACAAACUUCUGGAAGCUCCAUAUCUGGAUGAAUGCCGAUCCGAAGCCAGCUCCACCCGAGGGCAUCCGAGCGGCGUACAAGGUCGACGUCACAAAUCCGAUCAGCGAGAAAGGCCCAGAGCUGAUUGCAGGUGACGGCCUUUGUAUCAGCUCCACCCGGGCAGACUUCGCCAUAUUGACUCGAGCGCAGUUCGACCCUGCUUUGGACGGCCAGACCCGCAGAAUCAUGGCUACUGUGGCAGUCAAUCUUAAAUCGACCAGUCUUCAGAUUGAGGCACUAGAUAUUGCGGGAAGAACGAUCAGCUUUGGUGAUUCCUCCGAGAGCGACGGCAAUGGCUUCUCUCUCAAACGCACCAUCCUCGCACAGGGGUCGGAGUUGAGCCCUAAAAGCCCUUUCUACUUUGAGCUAGAUGCGAGGAGCGUUUCUGAACUCCCUCCCGAUUUGCAGAAUGAGCGAAUUGAGUACAUUCGAAAGAAGUUCGGGCUAGACAAGUCUCAAUCUCGCGCGGUUCAGAUGUCGGUUUUUAAGGUCGUCGGUGGAAUCCACCUAGUGAAAGGCCCACCGGGCAACGGCAAAACGCGUACCACCUUAGUCAUGUUGCUGAUUCUUGCAAGCCUGGGGAUGAAGGUUUUGAUCAGCGCUGGGUCUAAUCAGGCUGUGGACACCCUUUUGCUCGCAUUUCAUAGCGCUUUAAAAAGCGAUGAAAGGCUUCAGGGGUGGUGCGGAAUGUACUGCCGUUUCCAAACUCCCGCAUACCAAUUGGCCGUUCUUCGCCGUGCAAGUAAGGCUAAGCGGUUAGAGCAAAAGAAGGAUCACAAGUCUUCCAUUCAAGAUGAACUCGCUGACUGCCAGAUCGAGGCAUUAGUGGUGAAAAAGGCCAUGGACUUUUAUUAUGAACAGCCCGAGGCUAAGCAGCUUCUUGACCUGCUUGACCUAGAUCGCGAAAAGGUUUUGAGCAAGGACGAGACAACCACACUACGAAGUUCUUACGAGAAGCUUGUGCGCCGGGUGGUCGGGAGAUGUAAAGUCGUCGCCACUAUAUUAAACGCUUCUGGUGACGAAAACUUGAGAUACGAGUUCAAGCCAUAUGCGUUGCUGUGUGAUGAGGCUGGUCAGUGCCUAGAAGGGGACAGUAUGAUACCUAUGACUAGCUAUCUAUCACUGCGUACCGUCAUCCUGAUCGGUGACCCUAACCAGCUUCCCCCUACGGUCGUCUCAUUGAGGGAGAACGAAGGGGGCAAUUUCUAUGGCCGGUCUCUCAUGUCUAGACUCUCGGAGUGCUACCCUCUUUCUCUCCUCGAAAUUAACUAUCGGUGCCACCCGGAGAUCCUAGAUUGGCCUGCGUCGGCAAUUUAUAAGGGCAAGAUCACCGCUAGCGAUCAGAGCACUAGGGCUGAGCGCGUAGGGAAUGCAUGGAAUGCUUUUACAGCCUCCCUACACCACUUCACAGCCAAGGGACUUACUGGGAAGCGGCGGUUGGUGAUUGAUGCCGAUGGAGUGGCCGAACAACCACAGGGUAGUACAUCUUGGCGAAAUGACGCCCACAUCAGCGUCGCCAUCGCUCUCCUCAAAGCAUUGUACGCCGACAGAUCCAGUGAAGAUCGGAUCUUCCCUGAGGAUGUGACAUUGAUCUGUCCCUACAAGGAGCAGGUCAAACGAGUGAUUGAGCGCUUCUCUGCGGAAGGUGUAAAGUACAACCGAUGUUUGACGGUUGACGGCUCGCAGGGUCAGGAGUCAAACGUCGUUAUCUUCAUGUUCACCAAGCCCCGCACCAAUUCCACGAAUGAAGUCGGCUUUAUGUUCAACUACCAGCGCUUGAAUGUGGCCCUGACCCGGGCUAAAAAGCUCCUUGUUGUGAUCGUGAACCUACGCAUCUGGAACGCACGGUUUGUCUCGGCCACAAAAACAGGGAGUCAUCGCUAUCUGUCGAGCUUCCUGAAGGAUGCGGUUGACAAAGGAGACGUCUUGGAAUGGGUCGGGCGAGAAACUGUUGAAAGGCCCUCCGACUCCACCAAGCGACAGACAACGGCCACCGCAUCCCGCGCAACCCCUCCACCCCAAAAGAUGGCCACCGACUCUCGCCCAGCCCAACCACAUGAUGAGUUCAGUGGGCUCACCUUGAGGAUGAAGGAUUUGCAGCUGGAGAAGGCCCGCAUAGCGGCCAAACAAGAGGCCCUGACUGAAAAUUGGAAAGACAUGAACGCAAUGUUGGAGCGUGUCAACGCUCAACAGGAUUCGCUGAAGGUCCGAUGGGCCCAGUUAGAGGAUGAUGAGGCUGCUCUACAGGCGGCAAUGGAUCGGGCCUCCAAAUAG